AGGAAUUAAAAAUAACUUGUCAUAAAAUAUCAAAGAUAAAAUUUCUUCAUAUUAUAGAAGAAGUAACGUUACAAUAAGAAUUAUUGUUCUAUUUUUAUAUAAAUUAUGACGUGAAGAUAUCGAAGAAGAAUCCAUUAAGCAACUAGGAAGGUUAAAUAAUACAUAUUUCAUAUUAAUAUAUGAGACAAAAUUUGUUCGAGUAAAACGGACGGAAGGUCGGAGAUUGGGAUCUAUCUGACUGAUUGACUCCUUUAGAGGGAAAAGCGUGCAACAACCUGUGAUUGACAGGUAUCGAAAAAUAGAAGAAAAUCCUUUGGGACUUUCUUGGCAUGAUAGUGCAUGGAUUCCUGUAUUAAAUCCAAACAAUAUAAUGGAUUACUUUUCUGAAAGGAGUAAUCCAUUUUAUGACAGAACAUGUAAUAAUGAAAUUGUCAAAAUGCAGCGUUUAAGUCCCGAUCAGUUACAAAAUAUGACUGGCCUUGAAUAUAUUCUUUUACAUGUUCAAGCACCUAUUUUAUAUGUGAUCAGGAAGCAACACCGCCAUACUCCUACUUUAGCAGCACCACUUGCAGACUAUUAUAUCAUUGCAGGUGUUGUGUACCAAGCUCCUGAUUUGGCAUCGGUUGUGAGCUCCAGAUUGUUAUCUACAGUACAUCACUUACAAUCUGCUUUUGAAGAAGCUAGUUCAUGUUCAAGAUAUCAUCCUAGUAAGGGCUACUACUGGGAUUUCAAAAAUGGGAAAGCUAUGGCAGCAAAGAAAGAAACACCUGUUCGUGAAGAACCAAGUUCUUUAUUUCAGCGACAAAGGGUGGAUAUGUUACUUGCUGAACUUACGCGGAAAUUCCCAUUGCCUGUUCCAAAGCCAGUGCACCAAGCUAUAGAACCUUCAAUGGAAAUUAAACAAGAAGUGAAAACAGAAAAGAAGGACAUGAAACCACCACCAGAAAAGAAACCAAAAGUUAAUUAAUAAGGGUUUAUAAUGGUUUAAUGAGAAUAUAAGACCAAUAAUGUUCUAUGUAUAUAUUGUAUUGUAUCUCAAUUUUUAUUUUAUGAAAUAGGUAUUUAGCAUUAUUAAUUAUAUCUUUUUCAUUAAGUAAGAAGAGUGAUGAACUGGUGUACAUGCGAAUAUAUUUUGGCAAACUACUGAAUUUGUACGAAAUUAAAAAUAAAAAAUAGAAAAUAUUUGUCA
Messenger RNA from Bombus terrestris (buff-tailed bumblebee), 1189 nucleotides. It is a transcript of the gene MED6, whose product is annotated as mediator of RNA polymerase II transcription subunit 6. Gene Ontology annotation, cellular component: mediator complex; core mediator complex. The record is from RefSeq and is a predicted model, not a curated record. The transcript is spliced from 5 exons. Bases 371 to 967 code for a protein of 198 amino acids. Lineage: Eukaryota; Metazoa; Arthropoda; Insecta; Hymenoptera; Apidae. Gene Ontology annotation, biological process: regulation of transcription by RNA polymerase II. Gene Ontology annotation, molecular function: transcription coactivator activity.